AUGGAUAACCCUGUGGUUUCUUUGCUGCAACGAUUUGAUCAUUCUUCUCGACUUCUUCUCUGCACACUGAUGUCUGGACACUGGGGAGCUAUGGCUGCCUUCCGAACUCUUCAACGUUCACAGUCUGUGGAAGAAGGAAGACAACAUUUCAAUUGGCAGAUCUUCACUGAGAAACUCUGUUCUCAAGAGCCAGUGCUUGAAGAGCCCAACAAGACUCUUACUGUGAAACCAGUAUUGGUGCUGCUUCCAGUGUUGUGCCAAAGAAAUCUCUUUUCCCUGUUGCUUAUAGUACAAUCUACAGUGCCAAAGGACUGCCUCAGCUGUCUACUUCAGGCCUCUAGGAAAGAUCCCAAUCCAGAUUUAUGGGUGCAGAGAUUAAGGGAUUUACUACAAGUGGGGAUGAAAGAGACGAGCUGUUUGACACCUGUCUUGCUAUCCAAUGCAUGUCAACAACAGCUGAAAGUUCUGUGCCAGAAGAUUACGGCCCAUGGUAGCAGCAAUCCUAAGUUAGAAAGAAAACUAAACUGGUUUGUUAAACUGGAAGAUUCUUGCUUACUGCCACCUGGAAACACUUCUCACUCUGCAUCCCAGAUUAGGAAAAAAAGGAAAGCAUCUGAAGAAUCUCUGAAUUUUGACGAGGAGAACCAGAGGAAAAGAUCCCAACUGGAAAUUAAAUUGGAUGCAGAACUUUCUCAACCACGGUCUGAACUGCAGGAUGUUGAAACAGCAAGCACUGAGAAAGAACUCAUGCUGGACAUUUUUGGAAAUGAAGAUGUUCACUGCCUAAGCAGCUUCAAUCAGUUUUCUUCCAAAGAAGAUGAAGCAGAAAAGAGAAUUGUCAGCCAGAGUUCCAAGCAUGACACUGUAACAGAAGUUCCUGAUCAUAUCAAAAACCAUGUAUUAAAACUUAAAGAAUUGCUAGAGAUGCAGUUUGAGUAUUCCGAUGGGACUGCCCCUCCUGAACUACAGAUUCUAAAUGAAUGUACUCCAAAUCAGCUGGAAGACUUAUGUUCACUGCUCAAACUCUCAGAAUGCCCAGAGAAUGAGCUUCUGCAGUUCUGCUGCUGGAUAGUGGCACUGUCACCUGAACUUGGCUACAAGAAGGCAGCAAUACUUGCUAGAAAGCUUUUCUUACCUCGGGUUCUUUUGCUGACUGAGCCAGCUUCCUGGCCUCUCACAACUGCCCUUAUGAUGUUCUGCUCCAAAUAUGCUCGCCCAGUCUGUUGCACCUUAAUUUAUUCUAUUGUGCAAGUUCCAGGGCAAGGCCUUGAACAAUUGAGGUUGGUAUGCAAGCUAAUUGAGGAGUGUUUGGAACCAGAAUGUGUGAGGCUGGUGUUCAGUCAUAUUAUAAAAGUGCCAUGGACAGAAGACCUUCUCACAGUUGUGCAUUCUUUGCUGGAAAGACAGGUAGAAUUGUCUAGUGAGCUCUUCAAUGUGUUGGUCCUUAAUCUUUGUCAGAUGGCUCAAACAUUUGAAACUUCAGUACAUUAUGCAAAACUGGUCCUGACUCUGUUGACCAAAUAUCAAAAUGAUAUUUCUUUGGGCCACCAGCACCAUUUAUCAUGUGCUCUGGACCUUAACAAAACCAUCUUAAAGAAAUCUCUUCAGGCCACAUUGAAGAGAGUGACUUCCAAAUGA
Messenger RNA from Python bivittatus (Burmese python), 1638 nucleotides. RefSeq names its product FA complementation group E (gene FANCE). Gene Ontology annotation, cellular component: Fanconi anaemia nuclear complex. Gene Ontology annotation, biological process: interstrand cross-link repair. Lineage: Eukaryota; Metazoa; Chordata; Lepidosauria; Squamata; Pythonidae. The record is from RefSeq and is a predicted model, not a curated record.